AUGCCUGAGGUGGAGUGGAGCGAAGAUCUAAAAGGCACAAUAGGCACAUUACACUCAUUGCCGACUACCAAAAAAAGGUAUGAAGUCUCACCUAUUUUUAUUCCCAAACCUCACCAGAGUGUAUUGCCAUCUGUGGUGCAGGCACCUGUAUUAGAGUUGAAGCCCCUACCAGAGCACUUGAAGUAUGCGUAUCUGGGCGACAACGAGACACUCCCGGUGAUUAUCUCAUCGGCACUAUCAGAAACUCAGAAGGAAAAGCUGAUUCGGGUCCUUAGAGAGCAUAAAGAGGCGAUAGGGUGGACCAUUGCCGACAUUAAGGGAAUCAGUCCCUCCAUCUGGUAUUUCCAGAUAGCGAUUGCACCAGAGGAUCAGGAGAAGACAACUUUCACGUGCCCAUUCGGGACCUUUGCUUAUAGACGGAUGCUUUUCGGUUUGUGCAAUGCACCUACCACUUUCCAGAGAUAUAUGGUAAGCAUCUUUUCUGAAUAUGUUGAGAAAAUAAUUGAAGUUUUCAUGGAUGAUUUCAGUGUGUAUGGUGAUAGUUUUGAUACAUGUCUAGAUAACUUGAAAUUGAUCAUGAUAAGGUGUAUAGAGACUAAUCUUGUGCUUAACUGGGAAAAAUGUCAUUUUAUGGUUGACCACGGGAUAGUCUUAGGUCAUGUUGUGUCGUCUAAGGGUAUUGAAGUUGGCAGGGCGAAAAUAGAUAUUAUAUUUGCUUUGCCUUACCCCGCGAGUGUGCGGGAAGUGCGCUCUUUUCUUGGACAUGCAGGAUUUUACAGAAGGUUUAUCAAGGACUUCUCGAAGGUUGGAGCCCCGUUGUUCCAGCUUUUACAAAAAGAUGUGGUCUUCAACUUUGAUGACGAGUGUGAGAGAGCCUUCGACAAGUUGAAGGAGUUAUUGACCUCACCCCCAAUCAUCCAACCCCCUGACUGGAGUUUACCAUUUGAGAGCACGUGUGAUGCCAGUGAUCAUGCUGUAGGGGCUGUGUUGGGGCAAAGAGUGGGAAAGGCAGCUCAUGUCAUCUACUAUGCGUCCCGAACCUUGAAUGGAGCGUUAAGGUACCUAAUGACCAAGAAAGAUGCAAAGCCGAGGCUCAUAAGGUGGAUAUUGCUCCUACAGGAAUUUGACCUAGAGAUAAGGAAUAAGAGAGGCUCGGAGAACUUGGUAGCCGACCACUUGAGCCGCAUACCAGUGGGGGAGAAGAAAGAGCCAUUGAGGGAUACUUUCCCUGAGGAGCACCUGUUUUCUUUAAAUUCUCAAUUGCCUUGGUAUGCCGAUUUAGUCAAUUAUUUAGUAACGGAAAAUUUUCCUGCAGGUUGGCCAAAAUCGAAGAGGGAUAAAUUGAAGAGCGAUGCCAAGUACUACAUCUGGGAUGACCCGUACCUGUGGAAGAGGGUCUCGACGUCAUACCACCAGCAGACUAAUGGUCAAGCGGAGGUAUCGAAUCGGGAGAUUAAGUCCAUUUUGGAGAAAAUGGUGCGCCCCGAUAGGAAAGAUUGGAGUCAACGGUUAGAAGAUGCACUCUGGGCCUAUCGGAAGGCAUACAAGACUCCUAUUGGCGUGUCACCUUACAGGUUGGUAUUUGGGAAGCCGUGUCACCUUCCAGUGGAGUUCGAGCACAAGGCUUUUUGGGCAAUAAAACAGUGUAACAUGAAUUUAGAAGAUGCCGGUGCUCAACGGAAGUUGGAUCUGCAAGAAUUAGAGGAGAUUCGGAAUGAAGCGUAUGAGAAUGCAUUAAUUUACAAGGAAAGAAGCCGGGCUUUUCAUGAUCAACAAAUUUCUAGGAAAACCUUUGAACUUGGUCAAAAGGUUCUCCUAUACCAGUCCAGGCUCAAAUUAUUUCCAGGUAAACUACGCUCCCGUUGGAUUGGCCCUUUCGUUGUGACUCACGUUUUUCCUUAUGGUGCAGUAAAAAUUCAGAUUACUAAGACAGAUAAGCAUUUUGUGGUGAAUGGACAUCGCCUCAAACACUAUUAUGAGGGCUUUGUAGAUGGAGAGGUGGAGGUGAUACGUUUGGAUGAGCCACAGUGUUCCAAAUAG
Messenger RNA from Coffea eugenioides, 2040 nucleotides. RefSeq lists its product as uncharacterized. Bases 1 to 2040 code for a protein of 679 amino acids. Gene Ontology annotation, molecular function: nucleic acid binding. The transcript is spliced from 4 exons. Lineage: Eukaryota; Viridiplantae; Streptophyta; Magnoliopsida; Gentianales; Rubiaceae. The record is from RefSeq and is a predicted model, not a curated record.